Messenger RNA from Paramormyrops kingsleyae, 14749 nucleotides. RefSeq names its product microtubule-associated protein 1Aa (gene map1aa). Gene Ontology annotation, cellular component: dendrite; synapse; cytosol. Gene Ontology annotation, biological process: axonogenesis; dendrite development; microtubule cytoskeleton organization. Lineage: Eukaryota; Metazoa; Chordata; Actinopteri; Osteoglossiformes; Mormyridae. The record is from RefSeq and is a predicted model, not a curated record. Gene Ontology annotation, molecular function: microtubule binding; actin binding.
CACCGUGCCACUCCCAGGUUCGCAGUGCUCGUGGCAGAAGUUGUCAUGGAAAUAGAAGAGGAUCCAGCGUCCUCCCGCGGAGAUGUUGCCAUGGAGAUCGCAACCCGGGAUGCAAUAGCUGUAGCGGUGCAAGGCGCGAUCAGCGGAGAUCUGGAGCCCGAAGAGCGGAGCGGGGUUGUUCAGCACCUCGGACAGCACCUGAAUGAGGGACCACCUUUCUGUCAGCGGAGUUACUACAUGCUGAUUGUCAUCGGAGAGAUCGCGACAGAGCACCAACUCCGAGCUGUCAGAGAGCACAUUGAACAGGGCAUCCGCUCCUGGGACGUCGACCUCACUUCCUGUGACCUGAACCAACAGCUGCAGCUGUUCGUGAGCCGACACUCUGCCCAGUUCUCGGCUGAAGUCAGAGGACAAAGAACUCUGCAGCACAAAAGUGAUGUCCUCGAAACUGUGGUUUUAGUGAAUCCAGCAGAAGAUUCCCUCACUUCUGAAAUACAUUCUCUGAUCGGUGACCAAGCAGCACACAAGCUACUCGUCCUGAGUGGCCAAAGCUCAGAACAGGGUGGAGACCUCCUGCUGCAAAGUGGCCCAUUUACUUUUAGAAAUUUUGCAGACAUCUUUGCUGAUCCUGAGGUUGGUGGUCUGCUAAGAAAAGCAUCCCCUGAGCACCGGGCUAGGCUCACUGUGUUCUGCCAGGGGGAGGUGGGCUGGAGCUCCCUGAGGCAGCAGCACUUCCGGGAGUCCCUGGAUUACAGACUGAAUCCUGACCCUGUGCUGCCCAAAAUGGACGGAGUCACAGAAUUCACGGAGUACGUCUCCGAGACGGUGGACGUUCCAUCGCCUUUCGACCUCUUGGAGCCGCCGACCUCUGGAGGCUUCCUGAAGCUAUCUAAACCCUGCUGCUAUAUUUUCCCUGGUGGGAGAGGAGACUCUGCCUUGUUUGCAGUUAAUGGCUUUAACAUCCUGGUAGAUGGAGGCUCCGAACGAAGAUCUUGCUUCUGGAAGCUUGUCAGGCAUCUGGACCGUAUUGAUUCCAUUCUCAUUACUCACAUUGGAGCCGAUAAUCUCCCGGGUGUCAAUGGACUCCUUCAGAGAAAGAUUGCCGAACAAGAUGAGGAGCAGUCGCAGGGGUCUACCACCUACAGCGACUGGAUGAAGAACCUGAUUUCACCAGAGCUGGGUGUGGUGUUUUUUAAUGUCCCCGAUAAACUUCGAAUGCCUGAAUCAACAUUGAAGGUGAAACGGAGUAUCGAGGAAGCCUCAUUGACCUUACAGUACCUUAGCAAGCUCGGGAUCAAGCCUGAGCCUCUCUUCAGAGUGGUCAGCAACACCAUUGAGCCCAUCACACUAUUCCACAAGAUGGGUGUCGGCAGGCUUGACAUGUAUGUUCUGAAUCCUGUGAAGGACAGCAAGGAAAUGCAAUUCCUCAUGCAGAAGUGGGCAGGAAACAGCAAGGCUAAAACUGGAAUUGUCCUGCCCAGUGGAAAAGAGGGAGAAAUAUCGGUUCCUUAUCUGACAUCUGUUACCGCUCUCGUGGUAUGGCUCCCGGCUAGCCCCACAGAGAAGAUCGUUAGAGUUUUGUUUCCUGGAAAUGCACCGCAGAACAAAAUCUUAGAAGGCCUUGAAAGGUUAAAGCACCUGGAGUUCUUGCGAUAUCCAGUGGCUACUCAGAAGGACAUAUCCUCCGGUAGUCCUCCUCCUCUAAUGAAACAAACGAAAAUGAAGCAGAGGACUGACAGCAAAGAAAGUCUUAAAUCUGCCUCCAAGAUACAGGCGGCGGUAAAGCUUGAGAAGAAAGAUACAGACGGACAAGAAGAGGUUUCAAUCGCAGAAACAAAAAGUGACUCUGUGAAGGAGAACAAGAUUGAAAAGAAAGUGGACAAGAAAAUCAAAGAGAGUGACAAACCGGUCAAGCCGCUCAAGGCCAAAUCGGAAACAAUGGACUCGAUAAAACAGGAGAAGAAGAAAUUAUCAAAAGAAAAGUCAAUCAAGAAAAAUAUCAAAGAAAAGGCAUCCAAGAUGGACGAGAAAAAGGAUAAAGAGAAGAAGGAGUUGAAAAAGGAAAAGCGUGAAAUAAAAAAAGACGAUGUCGCUAAAAGAGAUGAGAAAAAAGAGGCUAAAUUGAAGGAGGACAAAAAGAAAGAGGCGACUAAACCAGAAUUAAGAAAGAUCACUAAACCCGAUCUGAAGCCCUUUACCCCUGAGGUCAGGAAGACCCUGCACAAGGCCAAGGUGCAUGUCAAACCUAAGACAGACAAAAACAAAAUUAAAGAUGCCAAGGAACAUGUCGCUGAACAAAUUCCCACAUCAGUACCAGAAACUAAGGACAUCCAGCCCAAACCUGAAGAGCAGGUAACAGUGGAUGAAAAGUCUAGGGUUUCCACACCAGAAGACCUUACUAAGGAUUUUGAAGAACUCAAAAAAGAUGAGGUUUCCAGUCUGGAAGCGGAGCCUGCAAAAGAUGCACUCCUAGUUUCAGAGCUUUCUGCAGGUGAUACUGCCAUCGCAAGCCCUCUCCCAGAGGAAGAAGCUGAGAAAAAGAUCGAUUCCGAAGCUUUGACCGAUGCAAAACUUCCAGUGUUGGAGUCUCCAGAUGAAGGGAUAAUGACUACAGAUGCUGAAACUGAAUCUCCUCGGGAAGAAAAGAAGCUGACACAAGAGAAAGCUGAAUCGGUAGAAAAAGCUGGAGAUAAAUAUGAGGAUGAAGGUGCAGCUAUGGGGGAAGAAGAUGAGGAAGAAGAUGAAAAGGUAGAGAAAACAGUUGAGAAGAAAACUGUGGAAGAAGAAGAGGAUAUGGGAAUGGGGGAGGAGGAAGAUGAAGGAAAAUGGAAGGAGGAGAAGGAAACGGAGGCAGUAGACAGGAAGCAUGAAGAAGAGGAGAUGGAGAAGUGUGAAAAAUAUGCAAUAAAGACUGAAAUAAAAGAGCAGCUCGCAAAGAUUGAACCCGAGGAAGAUGAGGAAGAGGAUGGAGAUGUGAUAGAAAAGGCAGAACUGGAGGAAGCAGAAGAUGUACACAUAACAGGUGAGGAAGAGUUGAAAGUUAAAAGUGAGGAGAGCCAAAAAGAAAAGCUUGAGAAGAAGUGGGACACUGUGACACCAAAAGAGACAUCACAGGACAAAGGAGAAAAGGACGUAGACGCUUAUGUGUCUGAUGUUGGGCCUCCUACCACUGCUGUUACAGCAACAGGACAGGGUGCCACUGCAGCAGAACACGUUUCCUAUAUUCAGGAUGAGACUAUUCCUGGUUAUUCAGAAACUGAACAGACCAUUUCUGAUGAAGAAAUUCAUGAAGAGACUGAGGACAGGAUUCCACACCUCCGCUAUGAGGUUGGUGCCUAUGACAUUUCUGUCCCUGAUGAAACAGGCUCCUUUGAUACCAUUCAUGGCAUGAGAGAGAUGAAAGGUGCUGCCAUUCAUGAUGUGUCAGAUCUAACAGCAAAGGGAUUCAUAGAAGGUCAGGACCCUGCCCUAGCUGUGUUCUCCACCAAUGUCAUUGCAGCACCUUUAGCAGAAGAGGAGCACAUCUCCUCUGCUACGUCAAUUACUGAAUGUGAUAAAUUGUCCUCUUUUGCCACUUCUGUUGCUGAAGAUCAGUCCAUAGCAUCGGUGACAGCUGCUCAGACUGAAGAAACUGGAAAAAGCUCCUUGCUACUUGAUACUGUCAACAGCAUUCCAUCAUCUACAAGAACUGAGGCCACACAGGGGAAAGAAUAUGUACACUCUGCUGGGACCAUUUCACCUACUUCCUCUUUAGAAGAGGACAAGUACUUCAAGUCACCCCCUUCUGAGGAAUAUCAGCUACAUCUGUUGGAAGUUGAAGCUGGAAUAAAGACUGUACAGGUUCAUGAUGAGGAAGAAGAAGAGGAAGAAGAAGACGAAGACCAAACACCUAACGUUGACAUUCCACUAGGCAAACUUCAAGAAAGCUAUGGGUUGUUUCAAGACAAAGACUUUGAGAAGCUUCCUUUGUCCGUGUCAGUGGCCACCUCAGAAACUGCUGGGGAUAUGGAAUUAGUGUAUCCCCCAGUUAUGGAUGAAAAGAAGGAUUCUGUCACCAAAGAGGACAUCUUAUUUGGAGUUACUAAAAAAUCUCCCUCCCCGCCACCUUCUUUUUCAAGUGCUUUAGCAAUGGAGUCCAGUGCAGAAAGUGAAGAGAGAAGUUUUAGUCCAGAUGACAUCACUGUGAAGAUGACCUCGCAGUCUGGGCCAACUAGUGCAGGCCAUACUCCUUUUCACCAGUCACCUGUGGAAGAAAAUAAUGAAACUUCUGAAAUUCAACAGCCAGCUUUGAAAGCAGAAGAUAUAAAGGAUAUUGCAGAACUACAAUUCAGUAAAGGUGACAAAUUUGAAGCAUUUGCAAUUCCAGAUGCUGACAAAUUUCCAUUUUUAGAAAAAGAUACCCAAGGCAUUAUAACAUCAGCGCAAAAGAAAGAUGAGAUUUUCCCUGAUAAAGGACAGUUUCUUCAAGAGGAGGCCAAGCCAACUUCUUUUGAGGGAGACUGUCCAAUAGAAACAUCUCUAACAAAAAAAGAAAAUGAGAAGGAUUUUCAAACAUUAAAUAUUUCUUUAGAAAAGGUAGUAUAUGAUGACUCAGAAGAGGAAGAGGACAGGAAGAGUGAUUUUAGAGCAAGCCACAAAAAAUAUGUUGAGGAAAAGGAAAGUCGGUUCUUAGAUGAUGACGAUACUUGUGAAGAUGACUUGCUCAGUACAGAGAAGGUAAAGGAAGAAGUGAAAAGACAUGAACAGGAGCAGAGCUUUGAGACUACCUACCUGCAAACCACACAGAGAAUGGGGGUUAAAGCGCCCGAGGCCUCUUAUUUACACCAAGAAAUCAAGUCUGAUGUUCAGGACUCAGAUGAAGAAGAUGACGAAGGGGAUGCUGUUUGUAUGGGUGGAGCAGGAUCUAGACCUUUAUCAGUAGAGCCAAUCAAAUUAGAUUACACGUCUCAAGACCUACAGUCAGGUAUAGGUGAGACCAUUAACCAAUCAAAAGAAAGCUAUGCAUCCACACUUUCCUCUGUUGUACUGCCAAAAGAAGAGGUUGAGAUGUUACCUCAAACUGUUGCCAAAGAUCAAGGAAGACAUUUGCAUGCAGUCUCACCUGAACCAGAGGAGGAAGGCUCAUCCCCAAUGAAAAUGAGCAGCACAACAAUCUCCUCUGCAGAUACUACUACUACUACCAGUGGCUCUGCUAUGAAGACUGAACCUACUUCUUACCCUACCACUAUUGAAAACACAUCGAUGUGCUCAAUACUUUCUAGCACUGACAGUCAAGGUAGUGCUGAGGAGUCCUCUCAACCAGAAAUUUUGAUGCCCUCAGUGAUUACAAAAAAAGAUGAAGAUUAUUACUCUAAUGAAAUGCGAGGAUUGGCUUCCAAAGAAGAGGAGAAGCCUGGAAAAGAGGCAAAGUGGGAAAUGGAGAAGGAGCAAGAACCAGCUUUCCCCGGCGUAGUUUCACCUUCUUCAUAUUUUCUUCUGGAAAAGGAUGUGGUAGAAAAGUCAUUUUCAGACAAGGAAGAUGCAGAAGAAAAAGAGAAACAUGUUACAUCAAAAUAUAGUCCUGAGGAAAAGGAAAUACCAAUAGAUGAUAAAUGGGAUGUAACUGAGACACUACAGAGAUCUGAAAAACUAGAAGAUGUGGCUACGGAUGACAAUAAGGCAGCCAUGCAUUCAUCAGUUGGUGAAAGGUUUGAAGAUGAAGCAGCUUUCUCUACAGAGGAACAUCAUAAAGAAGAAGCAGUAUCAUUCAGCAGAGUUGAUUACCACGCAGAAACUUUGACAGAGACUGAAAAAAGUGUUCAUUUCAGUCUCGGUGUGUUUCCAGACCAUGAAGACCGUGAAAAAGGCCAACAAGAAGAGCAUAGAAGGGAAGUGAGGCAAGACACACCUUUUGUGAGUGGAAAAACCUUUACUUACACUGAGAUUUAUGAAAACAAAUCAGCUCUGGAAAAAGAACCAUAUUCAUGUCUUUCCAGCUAUGAGCCAGAUUACUACCUUGAUAAUUUGAACAUGGAAACAAAUAUUGAGAAAACUGAAGAAAAGAGCACACACUCUUCUCUUCCUGUGACGACAGAGGUUAAGGCCAAGGAAGAAGAGAAAUACAGUUUAAGCACAUUUACUGAAGAGUCAUCUUCAUUAACAUGGAGUCAGUCAAAACAAGAGGGGCCAAUUUCCACUGUUACAACACACGAUGAUGUUCCUGAAAAAAAAACCAUAGUAGAAGAGGUGAAAGAAAAAGAUUCAGCAGAGAAAGAGAAAGGGAAACUCUCCAUGGCUGAGGAACAAGACUCAUCCUCCAGUCACUUGGUAGAUAAGAAAGAUCUGUCCCCUCAAGCUAAGUCUGAGAGUAAAGACACCCAACUUGGUGCAUUCCAUCCUGAGUCACCUGAAUCUCCAGAGCCUCACAUAGAUGACAACAUUAUGGCAUCGGAGUAUUCUGUGAAAACCAGCACUGUUGCAUCUAAAUCUAUGAUGUAUUAUGAGAAGGAUGAAGUUUCAGAGAAAGACAGUAUGAGGUUGAAAAUGGAAGAUGAGGAUGAUGAUGAUGAUGAUGAUGAUGAUGAGCAAGAUCAGCUUGGGGUGGAGAAGGGUGUCAGCGAUUCAGAUGUUGAGAAAGGAGCCAAAGAGGAAUCUGAAAAAGAAUUCAGAAGCACAUUUGUUGAUGCAGUAAGCUCAAAAGUCCAGCUGACUGGAAUUUUAAAGGAAGAUGAAAAAGUAAAGGAAAAUAUCCCUUCUACAAGCGUAAAACCUUCCACACCAGAACCCUUUGAAACCCCUGUUAGCAGUAGUAUCCAAAAGACAGGGGCUGAGGAUGUUCUUAAAAAGACCAUGAGUGACACUACUUCCUCAUUAUCUGGCUACUACACUGAAAUUGGAACAACAGAAUCUAAAGAGUUUUCCUAUGAAUUUGAGCAUCCUGACCCUAAGGACUCUAAAGACUCUACUAUAACUAGCCAGUUGCUGAGGAAAGAACAGGAUCAUGAAACUCUUGAUCAUUUACACUUCUCUGUAAGUAAACCAAGGGAAGAUAAAUAUGGGUUUGGAGAAAAAGAUGAGGUUGAGAAGCAGACAACCCCUGAUAUUUUAAGUAAAACAUCUGGGGAUUCAGCUUCUCUUGCUUUUACUUAUGCUACAACUUCUGCCACUGCAUAUUCUUCUUCCUCAUCAUAUAGUCAUCCUUCCUCUGCCUCUGCAUCUCUCUCAGCCAGCCGGCAAUCUGGAGAGGAGCUGGAGACGCCAGCCACCACCUCAGAGACCCUCUUUAAACCUGAUGUGGAUAGCGCAUGUUUUGAGUAUUCAUCUUUUAAGGAGGAGCAAUCCCUUGUGAUGGACUCUCCUUUCUCGAGUUCUGGUGGACUGAUAAAAGAUGAAUACCUAGAGGUUUCUGAUAAGCUGACUCCUGCUACAACAACUGCAGAAUCAGCUUCCAGUCUUACAAGGUUUUCUCCACUGAGUCCUUUUGAGGAGGUCAAACCUUUCCCACCUCUUUCAUCUGUUCCAUGCGAAGAAGCUAAAGACCACCAAGCACUGAAAAGUACCACUACAGACAAAGGACAACAUGCUGAGUCCUUUGUCAAGCCUGUAAGCACCGAUGUGUCUAAGUCACCUGAAUGUCCAAGAGUGCCAGAUCCUUGUUCUCAACUCCCACCAAAGGAACCCACACCCCGGAGUCUGUUUGAUGUUUCUCCAUUACAGCGAGCAGAUUCUGUGGAAAAACAUCAGAGAGAUGAGACAGAAGUCAGUGAGGAGGAAAAUUAUGAAUGUGAAAUGGAACAAAGCACCUUACCAUGCCGAAUUGAAUGCCAAAGAGUUUCAUCUACAAUCCCAGCUGAAGAAAAGAAAACAACACAGCCUAUGUUUGAGCAACAGGUGACCACUCAACCAAGCAUAACUAGCACUCUCCCUGAUGUGCUUACCUCAUACACAUCUCCAUCACAGCAGACUUCACAGUCUGCAUCAGCAAAUGGACCCUUGGAGGUCAGUGCAAGUUCAUCUGAGGUCCCUGUAGAAGGUACUGCUUCUCAAUGGACUGAAAAACCAGGUCAACAAAGCACAGAGCAGAAAGAAGAUAAACCUAUCGGGCACGCAGAGAAAAAGGAUGAGAAGGAGAAACAGAGCAGUGGAGAAGUGGAGCAGCAAAUAGGAAAAUGUCCAGAGGCUUUCCCUCCACAAUAUCAAGAAGAUGAUGACAAGGAGGAGGAGAAACUGGAACGCCCAGCUCGGCCUCUUUCCCUGGCGUCAGCUGAUCAGUCCUUUCAUUCAUCAUUCCAGCCAGAUGCAUUUGGAAAAGCAGGGGAUGAUUCCAACCUUCCUUCUGACGUAGGCAUGGAAGCAACUUCCUCACAUACAUCAUCAGCAUCUGCUGGAUAUUCUUCCUAUGAGUACAAACACAACAAAGGAGAAAUCUCACCAUCAUUCAUCAAUCCAAGCCCACACCAGCUCUCUACUGAUGAGGAAGAAGAGGAUGAAGGGAGCGACCAGUCACAAGAAGGUGAUGACAACCAGCCCUCUGUCAAAAGGCGAUCCCGCAAAGAGCAGCGGCACCACACUCACAGCAAACCUGGAGAUGACACUGGGUCACACCACCAUCCUGGUGCCAUGGCUGCUGGAUUUGCUCUAGCUGGAGAAGAAACCCCUCCAACCUCUGUUAGUGAAUCAUUGCCUACACAGUCUGACUCUGAUGUACCACCUGAGACUGAGGAGUGCCCGUCAAUUACAGCAGAAGGCAACCUGGACUCUGACGAGGAUGCUGAAUACCUGCCUGUAGAUAAAUCUACUAUAGCUGGUGGAAGCAGUCACCACGUGUCAUCAUCAAGGAGUCAUGAUCCUCCACCUGCGCCCAUGAAGGACCCAUUCCCUCAUCCUCCUCACCCAGAUGUGUGCAUGGUUGAUCCAGAGGUUCUGCCCAAUGACACUAACUAUACAGACAAACUGCUGAAGAAGGAUGGGAAGACUAACAAAGUUGUGCGGAAGUCACUGAACAAGCCCAAAUCAUCCUCCCCCGCUCGCAAAACCGACACCAGAGGUAAGAAAUCUCCCAUCCCUGUCAAACAGGCAUCCAAGGGCCCCUCACCUCGGGCUUCUCUGAAAAAGGAGGCAGAAAAGACAUCUAAAUUGUCAAGGAUGUCUGAUGGACAGGGAUCCAGAGAGGAGAAAGAUGAGGUAUCCAAGUCCAGCCAGAACCCAGGAAAAGGACUUGUUAAUGGCAUCAAGAGCAGCAUAGGUUCCAGUUCCCAGAAGUCCAGUUCAGUUGUACCACCAGGACCCCCCAUCUACGUAGACCUGGCCUACAUCCCCAAUCACUGCAGUGCCAAGAAUGUGGACCAGGAGUUCUUCAAGCGAGUGCGUGCUGCGUACUACGUGGUGAGCGGCAACGACACCGCCAAUGGAGAACCCAGCCGCGGGGUUCUGGAUGCGCUGCUUGACGGCAAGGCCCAGUGGGGGUCCAAUCUCCAGGUCACUUUGAUCCCUACCCAUGACACCGAAGUGACACGAGAAUGGUACCAACAGACCCACGAGAAGCAGCAGGAGCUUAACGUUAUGGUCCUGGCCAGCAGCAGCACAGUCGUCAUGCAGGACGAGUCUUUCCCUGCCUGCAAGAUCGAGUUCUGAGACCCCUCAGACUCUUCAUCUGUUUUGCUUCUCAUGCCUAUUUCUGUGUUUCCCAAGAGGGAAGAUUUUUCCAGCCUUCUGCAGCCAAUCAUAUAGUAAUACGAAACAUUUUUGUCAUCUCCAUUUUUUGAAUUUCUGCAGUUGUUUUGUCGUUAGCCGUCUAUGCUUGCAUAUGCCGGUUCCAUCACUGAAUGGUCACUGAUCUACAACAUCAUAAAAUCCUGUUGAAUGCCUUGCUAGGACACGCAGCAACUGUCGAGUUUGCCAUAAAGAGGACCUGAGUUGCACAUACAAGCUAACAUAGAAAAUUUGAAUAAAGGCUUAUUUUUUAAUGCAAGAAAGCUGACGUACAUUAAAUCGCCAAAAAAAUGACCAUGGCUGCCCUGGUUAACAUUAUGGAUGCUUUUUCUAGAGAGUACUUACUUGAUGUGCUGUAGUGAAAUGAAAUAAAAUAGGACAGUGAUACUAUCUCACCAAGUUAUUUGCAGAUAUUUGGUAUUAAUCUUGUUACUGGAUUGAAUCAAACCACAGUCCUCACUAAUCUGUCAUGCUAGUUUGCAUCAUCACCAGUGAUGGUAUUCUUGUAAUACUUGUGUUGACUAAAUUGUUAUGCUUGCUUUGUUUUUUUUGCCUUCAGCUGUAUAUUUCAUUAAGUUCUGAAUCAUUUGCACAUUGUCAUCAUUUCCAAAGUUUUAGAUGCUAUCGAUCCAACUGUGUCUGAGCUGAAACAGUGUGGCUGACCAGUUCUGUGCUUGGUGUUGUAGGUGCGUCUAACACAAAUGAGAGGCUCCAGUGUAGUCUUAAGCACUUUACUUAGUACACAGAGAGGAUGGUUCAGUGGUAUUGUUUAAAAUGUCAUUUAUCUUGCUGAUUUUUAAUGCCUGAAAAACCUUGUCCUCUUUGGAAUGAUUGUCUUAAUAUCAAUGGAAGAGGUCCUUUUCUCUGAAUAUGUUACAUGAGGUGAGCUCAUCUGAAAUUACAUGCACUAUAAAACAAUAGUUGACUGAAAGCAUCCAUCAAAACAAAUUAGGAAUUUUAGUAGGGAAUGGCCUAGUCAAAAUUUCGUCUUUGUCAGGCAGUAGAUCGAGUGUCAAUUUAGUUUUCUUUUUGUUUUCCUCUGGUGGUUUAAAGUAUGAAAUAAAAAAUAUACUAGCCUUCUUUCAGUAUACUACAGAGUAUGUUUGUCAACUGACAGCUGGUUAGUUGUGCUAAACGAUUUUAACCCUUUUACAAGCUUUCAGCUUCAGCACGGGCUGUAGACCCUGGCUUGUGUUUUUCUUGAUGCUGGAUAGAUACUUCUUGAUCAGUGCACAAUACCUUGAGCUGAUUGUAAAAAAAAUGGGGCUUUUGAAUCAUUCUGGUUCUGUCUCUGUCAUUGUUGCUGGUUUUGCAGGAACUUGCAAAUAGUCACAUGCCCCCAUAAUAAUAUAAAUGGUAAUAUCUGUUUUAACAUAAUCGGUAAGAGGACAACUAUUAGCAGAUUUUAGGUAGGAAUUAUUUUUCAGGGGGGUAAUGAGAAGUCUCACACACUAUCCAUUACAGUGAUAUUUUUCUGCAAUCAGUUGAUUUUCUGGAAUAUUCACACAAUGCUGUUUUCUCUUGUACUAGUUGGAGGCUUUCAGGAUAUAUUACGACAAGCAGAUCUGCACAUUUUUAUAUAUAUUAUGUACCUUAAUGACAAAGAAAAGAACAUUUAAAAUAUGUUUCAAACUCAUAAAAUGGUCCAUAUUAUGUUUUUUUGUUGAAGACUUAACUCCUCUUGCAGAGCUGAGAUAUUUAACAUUUGUGGUAUAAUAUAUAAAGUUAAUUCAUACUAUUUUGUUAAGACUAUUAUAUCUUGAUUUAUUUUCAGCAAUCCUUGUGAACAUCAGACAUAUUUGAGAAGCUUAAUUUAAAAAUAUUUUAACAGAUUUUACUUAAACACUUCCCCAUAUGUGAAUAAGAUCAACGCAUUUGCAAAUGUAGCAAUAGAAAAUAUUUAUUCUUGCAAGAAUCCUGAGAAGACUGAGAAUCGUGUUACUCCAGUAGAAAGUAGGCUUGUCCCAUCUUGUUGGCUGUGUAGCUGCUGGUUCGUGUGAGGAUGACUGACCUUGCAGUGUUUUGUAACAGAAAAUAUAGAUAGGAUUCUUGUGGGUAUAUUUACAUGGGUGGUGUGAGAAUCAACCACACGUGCCUUGAGGUUCUAACCCAGGGUGGACUUGGAAUGUGUCAAUCCAGUCCUUGGGACCUGCAGCAGUCCAUGUUUCUGCUCCCUCCAAGUUCCCAACUGAAACUGGGAGGGAGCAAAAAUGUGGAUUGGCUGUGGAUUCCUCAGAACCAGGUUGAGAUACACUGGAGUAGAGAGUUGUAUGCAGGGUUCUUCUUACAGAAGUCACCGGGUCAGUUAUCUUAAGUGGGCCUUAAUUAUAGCAAGACACCUGGAGUUGGAAUCAAGGAUCAUCCAUGGAAUGUUACAUUAACAUGGAGGUUAAAAAUGAACAAAAUUAAUGCUGAAUCAUCCAAGAUCCUUUUCAGAAGCUGAAGGUGAACAGAGCCUAGCAUGAACGGCUAUAGAUGUACAGUAUCAAUUUAGAAGAACAUCAGUUCAGAGGUGACCAUGUAAUGUAGACCACCAGCGUUUGUACCACUUUUCAAACAUGUUAAAAGACUGUAAAUGAAAAUGAAAGCUUGCGUGUUAACUGAUGAUGCAAUGAAAGUUUUAUGUUAUACUUGGUAGACGUGGUGUAUACCAAGAAAACUGUGGAUUGUGGAGGCAAAUAUCUACAUGUUUUGACCGAGGUUCCAGGUUGCAUUUUGAAAAUUGGGAGAACUAGUGUUGUUGUUCAUUUGGGAUCAUGGAGUCUGCAUUACUGUAGGUGUGGGUGUGCAUUUUAGCUGCCAUGAAAAAGGACUGUGUUGUGUGUCAGAGUGCCGUGAGGAGCUCUACAGAUGGCACCAUGUUUUUCCAUGUAAAAAUCUGAACGUAACUGCUUGUAGGUUUUUUUUUUUUAACACUACAAUGUUGUAUAUUUGAAGGGUUUUAAUUGCAGUCCAUCUGUUUUCUAAUGACUGUUUGCAGUGUUGCCAUUUUUAUUAACCUCUAUUGUUUCAAAAUGCCAUAGUUGCUAACCAGAAUUUCGAUGUUGUUUACAUUUCGUUCUUAUUUAGUGUUGCUUUGCGCUGUUUCUGGGAAGCAGACAGUCAGGUCACAGCAUUUUUUUUGAGACUGUAUUCUUUCAAAACAUUUGCUGUUAUUGCUGAAUGAUUGUCUAACAAUAAGUGUUCUCUUGAAAAUGCUGCAUAACAUGGUGAUUCGGAAUGUGUUUUGUGCGAAUCAGGAUGCACACAGUAGGGCAAAAGAGGGUCCAUACUGACUGGGGGGGGGGCUUUACACUUUAGUGUGUUCCGUAUGAAUUCCACACGACUGAUCCCACCACGAUGGGGACGUUAGUGGCUCUGCUUGUAAACACAAAUUGUGCCAUUCAAAGUAUUCGCAAAAAAAAACAAAAAACAAAAAAAAAACAAAAAAAAAACAAAACAAAAACGUACAAUGACACACUAUGCAACUCCAGCCUCCCAGUCUGCCCUCGGAUGGAGUGCCGGUGCAGUGGCGUCAGCGACCAUAGAUGGCUACAUCAAUUUUUCCUUACUACUGUACUUUUUGUGAAAACUAGCGCUAAUUUUUACACGCACCUCAUUUAUACUGCAGGAGCUAUAUGUGCAUUUUCCAGUUGCCUGUUUUCAAUGUCUACUUAACAGCUACUUACGCACAAAUAGUCAGACUCUGGUGUAGAGGGUUUGAAUAUGGUUCAUGUGGCUGGUGGCUUUGUGACCGUCGCACAUGGAGGAAUUCUCGCCUUGCUGAUUCAACCCAGAUUUUAAAGAUGGCCGUCCUGCUCUAAUUCCUCUUAAAGUCAGUGGGCAGAUCCAGAGUAACCAUUUCCAUUUUUCUAUAGUAUGAAUGCAGUUUUUAUUGAUGUAGUUUGUUAGUGAUAACGCUCCUCUGUUGUCAGUAGUCGCCACCUGUGGACAUGCUAUUCAUGGCCUCUUGGCUGUUGACAGAUAUGGUCCCUUAAAGUCGGAAUUCCAAAGGUCGCUGAUGGAGCCAAAGUGACAAAACCAGAAUUAGAUAUCCCAACAAACAUAAAACAAGAGAUGAUUCCUAAAAAGGCUUGCAGUAGCAUUACAAGUGAGCAUGCUUAUGUAAAGUAGCGUGUUUGAAAGUAGAGCAAAGUCUUGACUAAGAAUGAUCGAGUAUGAUUACACUGCAGGUUGAAAAGUAAGGAGCCACUACAUGACAUUAAAAGAGACAUGCAGAUUUAAUUACCCAGAUCCCCCGAUUCUGACAGAGCGUGUCCUGAAGGGUUAGUGCUGUUUGUUUACAGAUACAGUUAAUGUUGGGCUUCAGUGAAAGAUGUGAUAUGAUCAUCACCGUUUGCCCUAAACACUUUCGUUGCUAGCCAGCAUUUCAAGGUGUUCUCAACCGCAAAACUACUUCAGACUCAAAACAGGCUUCAAAGAAAUAAAUGGUGUACUCAUGUAUAUAUAUAUAUAUAUAUAUAUAUAUAUAGAGAGAGAGACACAGACUUGGACAAUAAACUCUGGCUAUACUGGAAGAUCAAAUCAUUCUAGUGAGAAUUUUUAUUUUUAGCAUUAAAAAUUACAUGUGAUUCCAUUUUUCUCCCCAGAGGGGUAAGAAAGCAGCUGUAUAAAACACAAUAUAAAGUGCAAAGACAUUUUUCUGUUACAUCUUCCAGAAACUUCACCCUGAGACGACCAUUUUCAUUUCCAGGAGCCCUGCUUGUUUCUGCAUGUAAUCUUGAGUUAUAUCCUGUAUGUAAUAGUUUAAAACAAAAUGAAAAGAAGUACUUAUUUUAAAAUGUCUUAAAAAUAAUAAUAAUAAUAACUACGACUUGUCUUAAUGGUUCUGAAAAUGGCACAUGCUACCCGCCCCGCUUCCUCCUGCCGUGGGGGUCCGUACCGAGAGCAUCGUGAUAGUUCCUCUUCUUGCGCUGUAUUUGCCCUAGUACUUCAGUUAUUUUCUGUGCAAUAUUCCGUAUUUCUCUUUGAAACCUAAAACAAAAAUAGAAUUACUGAAAAUUUAUUGUAAAAGGGAAAAGCCUGUUGGUCACCAAUAAAAUACAUUUAUUGAAAUGUA